AUGCACGACGGUGGCGUGCAUUUCAGCGUCAACUACGAAGAUGAAGAACAAAAUGAGGAGGUGCACACCUACAGCGAGGUGAAGAUCGAAGGCGACGACGAACACGUCGUCAACGAGGGGCGGAAGCGCAUCGUGACAACGACGCAAACGCUGGUGAACCUGGUGAAGGUGUACCUGGGCAGCGGCAUCCUGGGCCUCCCCUACGCCUUCCGGGAAGGCGGCCUUCUGACGAGCCUGUUGGUGAUGGCCUUCGUCUCCGUAAUCACGACCCACUCGAUGGUCAUGUUGGUGCAGGCCAAGAGGCGGGCCGAGCAACUUGACCCACGAGUCGUGUCGUUCACGGACAUCGCGUCGUUCACCUACGGACGGGUGGGUGCGAGACUGGUCGACUUCCUUCUCGUCUUCACUCAGUACGGCUUCUGCUGCGUGUAUGUAGUCUUCCUUUCGCAGAACACCGCCAACUUCAUCCCCAACUACGGCUGGUAUGUCGACUGGCGCAUGGUGGUCGUGUGGUGGGUCCCCGUCCUCGUCAUACUGGCCAACCUCCCCACGUUGAAGCACAUGUCGUUCGCGGCGAUGUUCGCCAACGUGGCCAUCCUGACGAGCAUCGUGGUGAUCCUCACCGCCGCCUUCAUCCAAAUGGCCCACAAGUGGGGCGGAGAUGAUUCGCACCACCCCGAGCCACCGCACGGCAAGAAGGAGCCCUUCGCCAUCGACUGGUGGAUCGUGCCCGAAACCGCCGCUGUCAUGUUUGGCAUGGCCAUCUACGCCUUCGAGGGAAUCGGAGUGGUCAUCCCGGCCGAGACGGCGAUGAAGAAGCCGGAACACUUCACCCCGGCGCUGCUGGUGACCAUGGUCGGCUCCUCCCUCAACUAUAUUACCUUUGGCCUGAUCUGCUAUCUGGCGUGGGGCGUCGACACCAACACGCUGGUCACGGUCAACCUGCACGACUUUGCCGAGGGCAGCAAGCCGUGGGAGGUGCUCUCCAUCCUCGUGACCGUGGGCCUGAUCAUCGCGAUCGCGUCGACCUACCCGCUGCAGCUCUUCGUGGUGACCGACAUCGUCGAGGAGGCCAUGUUCCAGCCCGGCCGGCUGUCGCCCCGCUUCCGGCCACUCAAGGUGUUCGCCUUCCGCUGCCUGCUCGUACUGGGCACGGCCGGCAUCGCCAUCGGAGUACCGGACUUUGGCCUGCUCAUCGGACUUAUCGGCGCUCUGGGGUCGACGUCGCUGCAGUUCGUCUUCCCCGGUCUGUUCCACCUGAAGCUCUUCCCUGAAGCGCCCCUCUGGGCCAAGGCCAUCUCCGUUUUCUACAUUCUCUUCGGCUUGGGCGGCGGCAUCCUGGGUACCUACCAAACGGUGCAGCAGAUCGUGGAGAAGUACACGGACUGA
Molecule: messenger RNA, 1389 nt
Organism: Acanthamoeba castellanii str. Neff
Lineage: Eukaryota; Discosea; Longamoebia; Acanthamoebidae
Product: amino acid transporter family protein
Exons: 13
Coding region: 1-1389 (462 amino acids)
Biological process (GO): amino acid transmembrane transport
Cellular component (GO): vacuolar membrane
Molecular function (GO): amino acid transmembrane transporter activity
Source: RefSeq, a predicted model, not a curated record